Rhipicephalus microplus (southern cattle tick) is the source of this 448-nucleotide messenger RNA. RefSeq lists its product as uncharacterized. NCBI's taxonomy places the organism in Eukaryota, Metazoa, Arthropoda, Arachnida, Ixodida, Ixodidae. The record is from RefSeq and is a predicted model, not a curated record.
AUGCGCCUUCGGCACAACUCCCAGCUCAUGACGAUGCUGCUGACGGACGACAGCCGCAUCCCAGGGCCCUCUCUUGAGGACUGGUCGAAAUCGUAUCAAGUUCUGCUGACAAAGCGCACCAUUCUCGAGGAGAGGGUUCGAGCCGCGGAGCAAGAGAUUCGCGACAUCCGAUCGCUGCACGAGGCUAAGCGGAGCCAGUUGCUGAAGGACGCGGAGAAGUUCCGCGCCGACCUGCUCAAGUGCGGCCAGGAAGAGCACCUGCGAAAGGUUGCUCCUACGAUGAAGGUCCAUGGUGGAGUCGGACAAUCGCCCAUGCCAAGCAACUGCAAGGCGGCCUUCCGCGUCAAGUGCGUCCCUUAGUUUGGACGCUGCGUGCGCCAUGUGUGCGGAGCCUUGUUUAUCGCCAUCGUUUCGAUUAGUCGAGAAAUAAAGUUGCACGCACGUUAAA